Molecule: messenger RNA, 1372 nt
Organism: Aplysia californica (California sea hare)
Lineage: Eukaryota; Metazoa; Mollusca; Gastropoda; Aplysiida; Aplysiidae
Product: interleukin-1 receptor-associated kinase 1-binding protein 1
Exons: 5
Coding region: 397-1170 (257 amino acids)
Biological process (GO): canonical NF-kappaB signal transduction; immune response
Source: RefSeq, a predicted model, not a curated record
GUAACUUCCGGUAUUGACUCUGUUCCGGAAAAAGUGAGAGCAUGCUUACCCCCGUAGAAAAUUAAAUUUGUGUGUUUUUUGCUAAUUAAGAGCGCUUUACAAAAUUUUUAUUACUGCUAUAGGAAAUUUAUUAUAUUUCGAACAGGAAAAAUGAGAAGAAAAGCAGCUUUUAUAAGUUCUUAAUAGCUGUAAGCGAUUAUGUUUGUAAAUAGCAACCAAAGAUAGCACACUUGCCUUGCUUGGCUGAGUCAAAGUGUGUGGUUUUUCAAAACUCGUUUAGACGUGCUCCCUGGCCAGAAGUGCUGGUACCGGCACUGUUUUAAUUCUUAUUUACUGGGCUGCAUUAAAGAUAAUACUGGAACACAGUGUCUGAAGCUAGCGUGAGCUCUGACACCCAUGGCUUACACUAGACCUGUACGAGUAUUCACUGACAUCAAAACUCCCCAAAAACCAAAACGAGAGUUUGUCGUGGCAUCUGAAAAUAUGUUAAACAGUGCCCAAAAUAUUAAGGAAAAUGUGACGCUCACAGCCUUGGACAGACAGAUCACUGUGACAGGGGUGGGCGAGUUGGAGCUGAGGCCAGAUCGAUUCUCAGCGACCAUCAAGUGUAAAGCUUCAAAGGACAACAUUCAAGAAGCUAAAACUAGUGUUACAAGACGGCUCGAUUACAUCAUACAAACUCUCAAAAACGUGUCUUUGAAGGAGGAGGACUAUAAAGUGUAUCAACAUGUGAACUAUCAAGACUCUGUGGCUGUUUACGAGUGUGAGGUAGAAGCUCACUUCACUGACAUUGGAAAGUGCCUGGGCGUCUCAAACUUGUUGGUGGAGAAACUGGGACCGGGGGUCAGCGUGACCUUGCCUCUGUGCUACCAUGCCAGUGGGAGUCUGGACAAACUUAGGAAACAGGCUGGAAUGCUUGCCAUCCACAACGCCCGCCAGAAGGCUAUGGAGAUGACAAAAGUUAUCCACAUGUCUGUAGGCCCAGCAGUGCAGGUUGAGGAGCAUGGGUUCUCAGAGACUCAAGGUUUGCCAUCUUCAGAUUUAGAUGACCUUGACCUCACCCCAGGCAUUCAGCAGCGAGUUGGAGAGAAGACUGUGAAAAUCAGUAGUAAAGUGUCCGUCUGUUUUCAACUGCGGCCCUCAAAAAAGAAGCUUGGUUACCCUUCGUGAACAGAAAGUACUUAAUUUAGGUAGUUCUUUGUAUAAACUUCAGCAAAAACAUAUUAUUCUGCAAAAAGGUACAGUUUUUUCUUGUGAACUUAUUGACAUCUAGCUCAUUUCAUGUCUAAAACUCCCCUGAUGAGCUGAACAGGUUUUACUAGUUUUACUGUAGAAGGGGCAUAUUUGAGCUAUCCCCAUCGUUUUAUGCCCC